UCGGUGCAGCGUAUUCACGAGCAGUGAAAGAACGCACUUUCGACCAAGUGCAUUAUGCGUUAGUGGAAACUGUGAGUGGCGCUGGAAAAAUAGGGAAAAACGCAACCAAACACGAUUAGGCGGGUGUUGUGGCAGAAGCAUAACCUCAAAAUAGAAGCAGCGCAGGUAGGAACGAACAUGAAAUCAUCGCUGCCCGUGCCGGAGUUCAUCGAUGACGAUGACUGCUCGUUUACUUUCAAGAAGGCUAAUCGGCAGCGCGUCGCGUCACACUUGCGCAGGCCACCGAAGCUGUUCCACCAGAGCUUCAGCCGCUGCGUCCACGCAUCCAGUGCCAACGUGAUCUCGUUCCGGGAGGAUAGCCAGAGCGAGCUGAGCGCACUGUACAAUGCCGGCAAGGCCGAAUCCUACUACGAGCAGUGUUUCGACCAGCUCGCCAAAGUAGGCGAAGGAUCGUUCGGCGAGGUGUUCAAGGUGCGGAGCCGCACCGAUGGCCAGCUGUAUGCGGUUAAGAAAUCGAUUGCCCUGUUCCGCAACGAACGCUCCCGGCAAGCGUGCUUCGAGGAGGUGCGUCGCUACGAGCAGUUCUCCGACCACGAGAACUGCGUCAAGCUGUACCAUGCCUGGGAACAGGAUGAGCGGCUGUACAUGCAGAUGGAACUGUGUAAAUCGAGCCUGGAGAACGUGGCAAUGGGCGAACUGCCCGAGAGUCGGAUCUGGUCGAUCCUGCUCGAUCUGUUGCUGGCGCUCAAGAGUCUACACGAUCGGAAUCUGAUCCACCUGGAUAUUAAGCUGGCCAACAUUCUCGUUACCGACGAUGGUACCUGCAAGCUGGCCGAUUUUGGGCUCGUGUUCGAUCUAACGCACGGCAACUUCCGGUUAGCGUCCGAAGGUGACUCGCGUUACAUCGCUCCGGAGCUCAUGGAAGGGCGCUACUCGAAGGCGGCCGACAUUUUUAGCCUGGGGCUAGCGACGCUCGAACUGGCCUGCAAUCUGGAGCUACCGAAGGAUGGGCGCAUGUGGCACAGGCUGCGCAGUACCCAGCCGCUACCGGACGAGCUGACGAAGAAGAUGUCACCGGCGUUGCGGGAUAUCGUACAGCGUAUGCUACGCGUACAGCCGGAAGAACGGCCUACGGUCGAUGCACUGCUGCACCAUCCGACGAUUCGGAAGCUUCGGGAAGAUCGUAACCGCUCACGGAUAGUGCGCGGUAUCGUUGGGUUCUUCCGGCGCAAGAUGCUCUCCCUUCGGCAGUUUAUUGCUGGAGCGCUCGUGUGGUUGGUGGCAUGCUUCCGAUUGCAGCACCGCAAACGGCCCUCGGAACGCGAUUGCAGACGAUCGUCAAAGGGUGCUUCGCGAUCAUUCCAGGAACAAUCGUCGGGAGCGCUGCAAGGUGACUCGUUCUAUGAUAAAGCCGACGAAGAGGACGGUGAUGGUGUCGCGGAAUCACCGGGAUCAAAGGAUAGCGUACAGAGUACACCGACCCUGAACAAUUCGGUCCCAUCGCAUCCGCCCUCGGUUCGGAUUGUUAAUUCGACGCCCUUAAAUCACCACCAUUUGCACCAGAUGCAGAACAGUUUGUUGCAACAGUUGCACCAGCAACACCACCAAUCAGGGAACGGCCUACGGCAUCACCAGAAUCGCUUGCCUUGCUCUCCGCUGCGUGUACUGUGGUUUGGAGAAGACGACGACGAUGAUCUGUCGCCGUUGAAUGAUUCACGAUCGCGCAAUCGCCAUGCAAUCUCAUCCACGCCACUGCAUGGCCGAACGGCGGCUAUGAUGGCGGCGGCCCAGGUGAACGCGACGGCAGAGAAGCUCAACCAUCUUCAUGAUAGCGAUAACGAUAUCCGGCCACUCAGUACGUCGCUACCCAAGGAAGAGCAAGGCCAAUCACCUGCCAGUGGCGGAAGUGGUAGAGCUGGUGGUCGUGAUGCUAAUACUUCCGAUCGUGAUUCGUCGUCGAUCAUGGCGACACCAAAUGGUUCCUUUCAUUUGUUGCAUUCUGGUGGUCGAGGCUUCGCUGAGACGCCCCCGUCUGGCUGUGAUUCUCUUUCGUCCGGGUUUGCCUCGUUCCCGAGCAAGAAACGCUUGCACUUUAAUCUGGAUGAGGAUGAUACCGAUUCCAAUUAAACGUCCCAAGCCCAUUGUAGAAGAUCUCCUACGGCUCUCUGUCUCAGUAUCGCUAUCCGGAAGGCUCGUUAGGGAAAAUACGAACAAACAAGUAGGCGAGAAAGAAACCCCAGGCGAUCUUCAUUUUUUGUUUGUUUGUUUGUUUUGCAAUUAACGAUAAUAUUAAAAAGAAGCCAAGCUCUCACCAAUAACGGAUCUCACAAACUACUACUGCUACUACUACUACUACUACUAUCAUGUUCUGCUCCCCACAGCAGUCUACUUGUUGUGCUGUCCGCUAAAGCACCCACGAACCACCAGACUCGCCUGCUAUUAGUUGGGACGAAAAUGAUCCACGAAGCUAAGAAACGUAGCAAGCGUAGAUGAGCGCGUGUACGAGGAGCUCUCAGGGCGGCAACAUUCCCGGUUAAGAGAAGUGGUAGGAACGGCGAGUAGAACAUGAGCCAAGCAACGACUAAUAACGAGGAAGGUCCUAGGUGGUGACGGUAAAAUGUGUAACAAAACUAGCAAAAACUUGUGAUAAUUUUCUGUAAAAUGUUUUAUAAACUUUCUCCCUAAUCGAAUGCGUGCGUUAAAAGGAGGAGAAAGCAUGCAAAUCGCGCGAAAUUGCCUGCCUUCGAUGAUGAUCCUUCGCGUAUCCUUGCGAACGAAUCGAGAAGCGAAACGACGGUAGCACACGGUAUGGUUUUAGUGUGUUCGGUUAGCAACCGGUAAGGCAGUGGUUGCUGUUGGUUAAGUAAUUCAUGCAUUCAGAAGAUCGAGGAUAUUGUUUUUGGUGGUUAAUCACGAAGGAGAAUAUCGCGGAAUAGCGUAGUCGUUUGAGUUUGUAUGUAGGUAUACAAUAUAUAUCUAGAAGUAGAGCCAACAUAGUCAUUCGAAUAAAUAGCCAUUUGCUACUAGGAAAGGUGAA
Molecule: messenger RNA, 3037 nt
Organism: Anopheles aquasalis
Lineage: Eukaryota; Metazoa; Arthropoda; Insecta; Diptera; Culicidae
Gene: Myt1
Product: protein kinase, membrane associated tyrosine/threonine 1
Biological process (GO): meiotic cell cycle; negative regulation of G2/MI transition of meiotic cell cycle; protein phosphorylation
Cellular component (GO): nucleus; cytoplasm
Molecular function (GO): ATP binding; protein kinase activity
Source: RefSeq, a predicted model, not a curated record